Trichoderma gamsii is the source of this 903-nucleotide messenger RNA. RefSeq lists its product as hypothetical. The transcript has a single exon. The record is from RefSeq and is a predicted model, not a curated record. Lineage: Eukaryota; Fungi; Ascomycota; Sordariomycetes; Hypocreales; Hypocreaceae. The coding region runs from base 1 to 903 and encodes 300 amino acids.
AUGAAGCGCUUUUACCUCCUCCACCAUCUCGACUAUGUCCAGAUCCCCCCAGGAGAAGACGAGCAGGCCUUCGUCAACAGCAUCCUGGGGCGCGUCGUCAUGGACUAUAGAGAGCCAGGCCGCAACUACGUGACCAUCACGCGGACAUCAGAGAAUGCGGCAGUGCUGGCAUCCAACAGCCACGCAUUUGACAAACUGGGCGAGGCCGUGUCCAAGUCCAAGUCGUUGAAGCUGAAAUUGACGGUUCAAAAGAUUCUCGGUUUCGAGGAAGAGGCAACCAAAGCCGGGGAUCGACAGGUGAAGGCCGGCACGGUCACAUACCACUUCUUUGUCUCCGACGACGCCAUUGACCAGGUCCGUCGCGAUGCCAAAGUCAAGGAAAGGCUGCAAACGUGGCUGGCGCGCGGCGGCUCACGCGUCUGGCUGAUCGUGGGCUUCAUCAUGGCUCGCACGGCGGAUACAACUGACGGCGACCAAGCCACCCACACGUCCAAAGCGAGCGUCGAUCCAGCUGCCGCACUCCAGGACAUCUCUGUCAACGUCGAGGCGUCCCGUGAAUCCAAGGAGGGCCAACGCGGCGAUGCCAAACUCUCGAAGCUGUCCGUGGUCGCCGUCAGGUACAUGUGCCUGCAACGACCCUAUCUCUCUCGGGGGCCUGCAGUCACCACAAAGCUGAAGUCGGGUCCGGCGGAUUUUUCUGCUGAUAAGCCAGAUCCAAAAAGCGAUGACUGGGUGGCUGACGUGGUCGACGGAUCCAUCACCGACAUUCUCCAGGACAGUGACGAGCUGGACCACGAGGAUUUUGGGGAUGUUUCAUUUGCCUUUGAUGCGGAGGACGACGAAGAUUACGAUGAAGGGGAUGAGGAAGGGGAUGAGAAUGAGGGCGAGGACGAGGCGUUUUGA